Mauremys mutica (yellowpond turtle) is the source of this 4988-nucleotide messenger RNA. It is a transcript of the gene ZNF148, whose product is annotated as zinc finger protein 148. Gene Ontology annotation, molecular function: RNA polymerase II cis-regulatory region sequence-specific DNA binding; DNA-binding transcription factor activity, RNA polymerase II-specific. Gene Ontology annotation, cellular component: nucleus. The transcript is spliced from 7 exons. Bases 556 to 2934 code for a protein of 792 amino acids. Gene Ontology annotation, biological process: regulation of transcription by RNA polymerase II. Lineage: Eukaryota; Metazoa; Chordata; Testudines; Geoemydidae. The record is from RefSeq and is a predicted model, not a curated record.
GAGGGACUUAGGUAGUUUGGUUUAGGAAGGGCAGAAGGGAUCCCUUGCACCUGUAGAGCCAGAUGAGCUAAUGAGCCCACCAGCUGGAGACCCGUGAGAAGAAAGCAAACGAUAAAAAGCUGAGCUAGGGAGCAGGAAAGGGGGUUUUGUAUGACUCAGGCUAUGUUGUGAUGUACCUGGAACACAAAAAGCAAUACAGAUACUCAGGUGAGGCUACUGCUAGGCUAUGUGUAUUGCUUAAUUCACGCAGAAGGUUUACCACCCAGGGCUUCCAGGAGAUGCAGGAAGGGCUUGUUCCUAAGUGGGGGCAUGUCUGGGAUCUACUUGUCAGCCAGAACCAGGAAGGGUUGGUAGGUGGCCUGUGAGAGGCCAGGCUGAACCUGGAGAAGAUGGAGGAGCUGAUGUGGUGGCUGGUAGACCAACAGAAGGAGGUGCUGCGGAUGUUGCAGGCAUUCCAGCAGACUGAACGACAAGCUCUGCUGGGCUGGCAGGUGGAGCAACAGUGGGUGUUUCAGGAAUACAUGAAGGAGCAGACCAAGGCUAUUGCACUUAAGCAUGAAUAUUGAAGACAAACUUGGAGGAUUAUUUCUUAAAUGUGGUGGCAUAGACCAAAUGCAGUCAUCCAGGGCUAUGGUAGGGAUGGGUGCAGUAUCUGACCAAUCUUCAAUAUCUGGGGAACGGCAAGAAGCAGUGCUUCAAGAUCGGACUAUGGCACAUCAAGAAAUUCUUACAACAGAUGAAGUGUUACAAGAAAGUGAGCUUCGACAGCAAGAGAUGAUUUCACAUGAUGAACUCAUGGUCCAUGAGGAGACGGUAAAAAAUGAUGAUGAGCUGGAGGCUCAAGAUAGACUUCCUCAAGGGCUACAGUACGCAGUCAAUGUUCCUAUCAGUGUAAAGCAAGAAAUUACUUUUACUGAUGCAUCUGAACAACAGAAGAGAGACAAAAAACAAAUACGAGAGCCAGUAGAUUUGCAGAAAAAGAAGAAAAGAAAACAGCGUUCACCAGCAAAGAUCCUUACAAUAAAUGAGGAUGGAUCACUUGGUCUGAAAACCCCCAAAUCUCAUGUUUGUGAGCAUUGCAAUGCUGCCUUUAGAACCAACUACCAUUUACAGAGACAUGUCUUCAUUCAUACAGGUGAAAAACCAUUUCAGUGCAGUCAAUGCGACAUGCGUUUCAUACAGAAGUACCUGCUACAGAGACAUGAGAAGAUUCAUACUGGUGAAAAACCAUUUCGCUGUGAUGAAUGUGGUAUGAGGUUCAUACAGAAGUAUCAUAUGGAAAGGCACAAGAGAACUCAUAGUGGAGAGAAGCCUUACCAGUGUGAAUAUUGUUUGCAGUACUUUUCCAGAACUGACCGUGUGCUGAAACAUAAACGUAUGUGCCAUGAGAGCCGUGACAAGAAACCUAAUAGGAGUGCCACCAAAGUUGGCCUUUUGACAUCUGAGGAAGAUCCUGGCUUCUCUACACCGAUGAAAGACAGCUCCCUGCCAAAGAAGAAGAGACAGAAAACAGAGAAAGCAAAGUCUGUGGACAAGGAAAUUGGAGAUAAAUCAGAACAGAAGAAGGAUAAAAAUGACUACUUGCCUUUGUAUUCUGCCAGUGCUAAAGUAAAGGAUGAAUAUAUGGUGGCAGAAUAUGCUGUUGAGAUGCCACAUUCUUCUGUCAGUGGGUCACAUUUAGAAGAUGCAAAUUCUGGAGAAAUACACCCACCUAAACUGGUUCUCAAAAAAGUUACUAGUAAGAGAAGUCUAAAACAGCCACUUGAGCAAAGUCAGACCAUUUCACCUUUAUCUACAUAUGAAGAGAACAAGGUUUCAAAGUAUGCCUUUGAUCUUGUGGAUAAACAAGGUUUAUUGGACACAGAUGGUAAUGCUGACAUUGACCAAGUUGAUACUUUACAGGAAGGACCCAGUAAACCUGUACACAGCAGCACUAAUUAUGAUGACGCAAUGCAGUUUUUAAAGAAAAAGAGGUAUCUGCAAGCGGCUAGUAAUAAUAGUCGAGAAUAUGCCCUGAAUGUAGGUACUAUAGCAUCUCAACCUUCAGUAACACAGGCAGCUGUAGCAAGUGUCAUUGAUGAAAGUACCACAGCAUCCAUAUUAGAUUCACAGGCACUGAAUGUGGAAAUUAAAAGUAACCAUGACAAAAAUGUCAUUCCAGAUGAGGUGCUUCAGACCCUACUAGAUCAUUAUUCCCACAAGGCUAAUGGACAACAUGAAAUAUCUUUCAAUGUGACGGAUACUGAGGUGACCUCCAGUAUAUCAAUCAAUUCUUCUGAAGUAUCUGAGGUCACCCAGACUGAAACUGUUGGAACAAGCUCUCAGGCUUCCUCAUCAGAUAAAGCCAGUAUGUUACAAGAAUAUUCAAAGUUUCUACAACAAGCAUUGGACAGAACUAGCCAAAAUGAUGCCUAUUUGAACAACCCAAGCCUUAAUUUUGUGACUGAUAACCAGACUCUUACAAGCCAGCCAGCAUUCUCUUCCAUAGACAAACAGGUCUAUGCUUCUAUACCUGUCAAUAGCUUUCGAUCGGGAAUGAACUCUCCAUUAAGAACAACUCCAGACAAGUCUCAUUUUGGACUAAUGGUUGCUGAUUCCCAGCACUCUUUUCCCUUUUCAGGUGAUGAGGCGAAUCAUUCUUCCUCCUCCUCUACACAGGACUUCUUGGAUCAAGUGACUUCUCAGAAGAAAGCAGAGGCACAGCCUGUCCAUCAGGCUUAUCAAAUGAGCUCCUUUGAGCAGCCCUUCAGAGCUCAAUACCAUGGAGCAAGAGCUGGAAUAUCACCUCAGUUUAGCACUCCCAACGGACAGGUGAACCUGCGAGGGCCAGGGACAAGUGCUGAAUUCCCUGAAUUUCCCUUGGUGAAUGUAAAUGAUAAUAGAGCUGGGAUGACUUCUUCACCUGAUGCCACAACGGGCCAGACUUUUGGCUAAGAAAAUCUUUGUAAAUAAUAUUGGCACUUUAGAACAGAUCUGUCAAGAGUGGUGUUGCUCUGUAUAAAAUGGAGUGCUGUACAGCUUUUAAGAACGUUGUGUUAUAACAAAAAUAAGCUGAUAUAGCAAGAUCAAUAACUUCAUUUUUGUUAGUCCACCAGUCAUUGAACUGCCUUACAUGUUGUCUCUCCUAUAAAAGGCAGUUUAUUACUCACUUGUUCGAGACCAGAAACUUGCUCUUUUACAUACACUUAAAUUUAAAACAAAACAAAAAACCCAAGGUAAGGUUUCCUCCCAUAAUAGUUUCCUAUUUGGUUUCAUUGUACGUUCGUGGUAGAACAGUAAUUGUCAUGUUGUCAUUUUCUAAGCUUGUCAGUGUAGUCAUUGCUCUUCAGUAGGGAACCUAAAUAUACUAAACAGAAUAAACUAAAAGUUUAAAUGUCAGGCGAUUAUGGCUAAACCACAUUGGUGUAUUCUAUAGAAAUACCCUUUCUUCCCUCUUUCUUAAAAUGAAAUAAAUGCCAUAUGCCCUUUAUUUUUGCUUUGCAUUACACUGAGCUGUGUUUUGGAGGAAAAAAGUAAUAAUAAAUUCUGAUAGACUAACUCCAUUAUUUAAAAGUCUAAUUAAUUUAAAAUACUUUAAAAACUUUUUUAGCAAAAUACAUGUCUGCUAAUGCAUUUACUUCAGUCCUGAAGUGUGUUGCAUAUUUCUUUGUACAGUUGAACCUAGACAUAACUUUUUAUUAUUCUUUCACAUGCAGAUAUCAAGAUUUUGAAGUUUUAGUUAAAAUACUCUGUAGAUUACAUUCCCAAUUACAUAAAGCUUACACAAAUUGUGUAUUCCGAGAUUUUAAAGCUUAAUUGUACUUUAUCCUGCAUAUUCACAGUGAUUAACAAAGAGCACUUAGAUUCUAUUUGAUAUUUUUUGAUUUCUCAAAGAAUAAAAACUAUUUUAGAUUUUUAGGUCUGAUAUGGCUGCAUCAUUAUCAUCUCAUACAACACUGAUUAAUAUUUUUUAAUAUAAAAUGAGAUUGGAAUUUCUUAGCUUCUGUAAAAACUGGUUUAAUUUUCUCUAUCUAGAACUUUGACAAUUCAGAUAAUUAAACAUACUAAAGCAUCCCAAUAAGCUGAAGUGGGCCUUCUAAUUGCAUAUCUUUUUAGCGAUUUCUUAAUGAACAAUGUUCAUUACAAUUUUACCAACCAAAACUGUUGACUAAUGCUGGUGAACAGAAUUUUUUUCAGUAUAGAUGGAUGAUCAGAAGCUUUUGUUGCAUUUCACAGUAUAAAUAAACUGCAAACUUUAUCCCUGUACCAUGAAUAUGUUUUUUUAAUAGUACUUUGGCUUGAAGUAUACAGUAAGGUACGAUAAAUAGUUCUGUGUGCAUUUUUAAGGUGGUGAGAUUGGAAUAACAUAAAUGUGUUGUGUAGUUUAAGUUAACAAUUUUAAAAUUUUGAACUUUAUGUUCAUUCGUUUGCACCUUUCCCUAGAGGAUACACGGUCAGGUAGUUUAAGGCAGUUUAAACCUAAUAUUGUAGGUUGAUUAACCAUUACGUGGGGAUACAGAUAAGGAUGCAUACAUCCCUUUACAACACUGUCCCUGGCUGACAUCUCCCAAAUGAAACCAUCAGCUCGGAGAGGAGGUUGAGCCCCAUCAUACUGAAGAACACCCUCCCCAGACAGCAGACUCGAGGAGUGGGAGAGCGCAACUUACCCGUUCCCAAAAUACUAAGAACGUUUUAUUGUUUUGCAUCAUUGUAGCUGCAGUAACUCCCUUGGCCCGUUUUAGGAAGAAAGUUCAUCUGGAAUCCAUAGACUGCACCUCAAGUGGCCAGGGAGAUCAUUUACAUGAGCUUCCUGCAUAACUCAUUUGUAUACAGUGAGACCAGAUUCUUAUUGCCCUGUGAUGGCCUUAACUAUUCUUAGGAUUCAUUGUGCAGCUGUUUUAUGAUGCUGCAAGGGGUUAUAUACUCUGCCAUUUUCUUACAGGAACAGGUCUGAAGAUUUGGCCCUGAGUUAAGUAGAAAAAUAAACAUCAAGGGAGAAAAGCAAAAUC